Molecule: messenger RNA, 1342 nt
Organism: Xyrauchen texanus (razorback sucker)
Lineage: Eukaryota; Metazoa; Chordata; Actinopteri; Cypriniformes; Catostomidae
Product: neuropeptide Y receptor type 1-like
Exons: 3
Coding region: 200-1342 (380 amino acids)
Biological process (GO): G protein-coupled receptor signaling pathway
Cellular component (GO): plasma membrane; neuron projection
Molecular function (GO): neuropeptide binding; neuropeptide Y receptor activity
Source: RefSeq, a predicted model, not a curated record
CAGAGAUCUGCUCACACACAAACACUCAUUCAGACUGACGGAGAAGCGUGUGUGGAUUCAGCUUUGACCGUGCGUAAAACGCUGCAGUGUGUUGUCUGAAGUAGGACAACAUGAUCCUGGAAAGGUCAUCAUUACCAGUAGUGAAGGAGUCUAUGAUCUGCUGAUAUCACAUCAAUCUCAACCAAGACCAGGUGGAACAAUGUCAACCUCUGCCCUGUUACCAUCACUUCCACCAAUAACAGCUCUGAACUGUUCCUUGGACCCAUCGAAUUCCUCACUCGCCAACCUCUCCUCAAUCGCUUACAGCGACGAGUGUUAUGGCAGCUAUUCUUUGUUCAUUGUCAUGGCGAUUGCUUACAGUGCUGUGGUGCUGUUGGGUGUUGUGGGCAACCUGGCUCUCAUCCUUGUCAUAGCACGGCAACGGGAACUUCACAAUGUAACAAAUGUCCUAAUCGCAAACCUCUCUGUUUCUGACCUGCUGAUGUCCCUGGUGUGUCUGCCGUUCACCUUCAUUUACACCUUCAUGGAUCACUGGGUGUUCGGUGCGGUCAUGUGUAAACUCAACAGUCUAGUUCAGUGCUGCUCCGUCUCAGUGUCCAUCUUCUCAUUGGUCCUGAUUGCUUUUGAGAGACACCAGCUCAUCCUCCACCCUCGAGGAUGGAGACCCAGCCUGAACCACGCCUGCCUGGGCAUCAGUCUCACCUGGGCCCUGGCCACUCUUACUGCCACACCCUUUCUGUUGUUCUCCAGGGUGACAGACACCCCACUGAAACAGCUGCCUUCAGUGUUUCAGGAGCAGUACAGGGGAAAGGAGGUGUGUGUGGAGGAGUGGCCAUCCAGAGAACUCAAGCUCACCUACACUACUGCCAUGCUGGUACUGCAGUACAUCACUCCUCUCACUUUCAUCUUCAUCUGUUACCUGAAGAUCUACACCCGUCUACAGCGGCGGAAUAACAUGAUGGACAGAAUGCGUGAAAACAAAUACCGGAGCAUUGAGAAUAAGCGUAUAAACAUCAUGCUCUUUUCCAUUGUUGUGGCUUUCGCUGUUUGUUGGCUCCCGUUAAACGUCUUUAACGCUGUCAUCGACUGGAACCAUGAAGUCGCCAUGAACUGCACCCACAAUCUUUUGUUCUCACUGUGUCACUUGUCUGCGAUGUGCUCUGUCUGCAUAAACCCAGUGUUCUACGGGUUCCUGAACCGCAAUUUCCAGCGUGACCUACGGACCUUCCGACUGUGCAAGAUUAUGUCAGCACGAGAGAAUGAAUACGACAUGGUUGCCAUGUCCACUAUGCACACAGAUGUAUCCAAGAUGUCGCUAAAAAUUAGUAGCCUAGAUCUCUAG